ACUAUGAAGGCCCACCAAGCCCAUAUUCAUCAAAAACCAAAACGACACUGAAAUUCACCGUUUGAGUUAAUCUCACCAUCUUCAGUUUUUCCUGCAUUUCUUUGUACAACACUUGAGAGAGUGUUAAGCUCUUUCUGUCUGAGUCAAACCUCACAGAGACGCAAAAAUGCUUCAACCUCAACGUUCACUUCGUCCUUACAUUUCAAUUUCAUCUUCUUCUUCCCCAAACCCUAACCCUAACCCUAGAGAUACCAUUUCUCGAUUCCAAUCAAAUCCCACCACCAUCACCAACAAUGAUCAAUUCAAUCCACCUUCAUCAUCAUCUUCUUCAUCAUUCUCAUCUUCAUCUUCUAGAUCUCUCAAAAACCCUACAAAUUUCACUCACAAUUAUCUCAUCGCAAUUUCCCUUAUCCCUUCCGCUUUAUUCCUCCUUGACCUCGGUGGCUCCACCGUCUCCGCCACACUCAUCGUUGGUCUCAUGAUCUCAUACAUUCUCGAUUCUCUCAAUUUCAAACCCGCUUCAUUCUUCUCCGUUUGGUUUUCCUUAAUCUUCGCUCAAUUUUCCUUCUUCCUCACCGCUUCACCUUCUCUUUACUCCACUUUCAACAAUUCCAUAACCCUAACUAUCCUCGCUUCGUUCCUUUGUGCUCACACUACUUUCCUUAUCGGAAUUUGGUCUUCUCUUCAAUUCAAAUUCCUUCUCCUCGAAAACCCGAGCAUUGUCGCUGCACUCGAAAGGCUGCUUUUCGCUUGUCUUCCGAUCACUGCCUCGUCGAUUUUUACAUGGGCUGCUGUUUCUGCUGUUGGGAUUAAUAACUCUGCUUAUUAUCUAAUGGCGUUUAGUUGUUUUUUCUAUUGGCUUUACUCUAUUCCGAGGCUUUCGUCUUUUAAGAUUAAUCAUCAUGCUAGGUUUCAUGGUGGUCAAGCUCCUAAAGAUAGUUUUGUUCUUGGUCCUCUUGAGAGUUGUAUUCAUACACUCUAUUUACUUUUUGUACCUCUUUGUUUUCAUUUAGCUUCACAUUAUUCACUUGUUUUAUCUUCGUAUGCCAAUUUCUGUGAUCUUGUUUUGCUUUUCUUUAUACCCUUUUUGUUUCAGCUUUAUGCUUCUACUAGAGGUGCUCUUUGGUGGGUUUCUGAUAAUGCUGCUCAUAUUCAAAGUAUUAGGGUUGUUAAUGGUUUUGUUGCUUUGGUUUUUGUUGUCAUUGCAUUGGAGAUUCGGGUUGUUUUUCAUUCGUUUGGGAGGUAUAUUCAGGUUCCUCCGCCUCUUAAUUAUGUUCUUGUUACUAUUACUAUGCUUGGUGGAGCUGCUGCCGGUGGUGCUUAUUCUAUGGGUAUGGUUUCUGAUGCCCUUAGCUCGGUUGCUUUCACUACUUCUGCCAUUGUGGUCAGUGCUGCUGGAGCUGUUGUUGUGGGAUACCCUGUACUGUUCCUGCCUCUGCCUGCAGCUGCUGGCUUUUAUUUGGCUCGAUUUUUUGAAAAGAAAAGUCUAGCUUCAUACUUUGCUUUUGUUGUCCUUGGGAGCUUGAUGGUUACAUGGUUUGUGCUGCACAAUUUCUGGGAUUUAAAUAUUUGGUUGGCAGGCAUGUCCCUUAAAUCUUUUUGUAAGCUAAUUGUUGCAAAUGCUGUCCUGGCUAUGGCUAUUCCUGGUUUAACUCUUUUGCCUUCAAAGAUAAACUUUUUAUCUGAGAUCAGUUUGAUAAGCCAUGCAUUGCUCUUAUGCUACAUCGAAAGCCGAUUUUUCAGUUACUCCAGCAUUUACUAUUAUGGAUUUGAGGACGAGGUGAUGUAUCCUAGUUACAUGGUUGUGAUGACAACUUUAUUGGGUUUGGCUUUGGUGAGAAGGCUAUCUGUGGAUCAUCGAAUUGGAGGAAAAGCAGUUUGGAUUUUGACUUGCCUAUUUUCUUCAAAGCUUAGCAUGCUGUUUAUUGCAUCUAAGUCUGUUGUAUGGGUUUCAGCUAUACUCUUGUUGGCUGUUUCCCCUCCAUUACUUCUUUACAGGGAUAAAUCAAAAACAGCCUCUAAGAUGAAACCAUGGCAAGGUUAUGCACAUGCCUGUGUAGUAGCCUUAUCUGUAUGGUUUUGCCGUGAAACAAUUUUUGAAGCCCUCCAGUGGUGGAACGGAAGGUCUCCUUCAGAUGGUUUAAUUUUGGGCUUCUGUAUACUGUUGAUCGGAAUGGCUUGUAUUCCAAUUGUUGCCAUUCAUUUCUCUCAUGUUUUGUCUGUCAAGAGAUGUCUGGUGCUGAUAGCGGCAACUGGUCUACUUUUAAUUUUGAUGCAGCCACCUCUUCCUUUGUCACUGAGUUACCAGUCGGACCUUAUCAAAACUGCCCGUCAUACUGCUGAUGAUAUCUCAAUUUAUGGCUUUAUAGCUGGGAAGCCUACCUGGCCGUCUUGGUUACUUAUUAUUGCUAUUUUGCUAACUCUAGCAUCCAUUACAUCUAUAAUACCCAUUAAAUACAUUGUUGAACUAAGGACAGUUUACUCCAUUGCUAUGGGUGUUGCCCUUGGUAUCUACAUUUCUGCUGAAUACUUUGUCUGGGCAGUGGUUCUGGAUGUUCUCAUUGUUGUUACUAUGGUUUGUGCCUCUGUUUUCGUUGUCUUCACUCAUAUGCCCUCUGCUUCAAGCACAAAGCUUUUACCCUGGGUAUUUGCUUUACUUGUAGCUCUCUUUCCAGUUACAUAUCUUUUGGAGGGUCAACUGAGAAUUAAAAAUAUUCUUGAAGAUAGUGAGAUAGGAAAUUUGGGUGAGGAGGAGAAGAAGCUUACAACAUUGCUAGCUAUCGAGGGUGCGAGGACCUCUCUUCUUGGUUUGUAUGCAGCAAUCUUCAUGCUUAUAGCCUUGGAAAUAAAAUAUAAACUUACUUCAAUUAUGCGGGAAAAAGUCCUUGAGUCAAGUGGAAAUAGACAUAGUCAUUCUGGUCAAAGUGUAUCUGCAAGUUCUCUGCCAAGAGCGAGAUUUAUGCAGCACCGUCGGUCUUCUACCGUUCCCUCCUUUACAAUUAAAAGAAUGGCUGCUGAUGGAGCCUGGAUGCCUUCUGUUGGCAAUGUUGCCACAAUAUUGUGCUUUGCUAUAUGCUUGGUCUUGAAUGUUUACCUUACCGGUGGCUCAAACCGCUCUAUAUUUUUCUUGGCUCCUAUCCUUCUGUUACUUAACCAGGAUUCAGAUUUUAUUGCUGGUUUUGGAGACAAACACAGAUACUUUCCUGUGACUGUUGUUAUCUCAGUCUACUUUGCUAUAACUGCCUUGUAUAGCAUAUGGGAAGAUGUUUGGCAAGGUAAUGGUGGAUGGGGUCUUCAAAUAGGUGGGCCAGACUGGAUUUUUAUGGUGAAGAAUUUAGCACUCCUUGUUCUUACUUUCCCCAGUCAUAUAAUUUUCAACAGGUAUGUAUGGAGCCAUACGAAACAGAGUGAUUCACCACCAUGGAUAACAUUGCCCCUUAAUCUGCUUCCUAUUGUAUGUACAGAUGUUCUCAAGAUUAAGAUCUUGGGUAUCUUAGGAGUUAUAUAUUCACUGGCCCAGUAUUUAAUUACUAGGCAACAAUAUAUAUCUGGUCUUAAGUACAUCUAAAACCACCCAUGUACUCUUUUGUACUAUAUGUUGUCAAAUUUAGAUAUAUUGAUGCUUCUGCUGCUGCUUGUCUUAUUGAAAUUUGUAUGAGGAAUAUGGCCAUAUGCAUUUUUGUUAUUGCUAGCUAAGUAGUCAAAGUCAGUUUUAAGUAUUUUUCGAUUAA
Trifolium pratense (red clover) is the source of this 3731-nucleotide messenger RNA. RefSeq lists its product as uncharacterized. Bases 167 to 3568 code for a protein of 1133 amino acids. Lineage: Eukaryota; Viridiplantae; Streptophyta; Magnoliopsida; Fabales; Fabaceae. The record is from RefSeq and is a predicted model, not a curated record. The transcript is spliced from 4 exons.